Messenger RNA from Debaryomyces hansenii CBS767, 936 nucleotides. Its product is annotated as NAD(P)/FAD-dependent oxidoreductase. The record is from RefSeq and is a predicted model, not a curated record. The transcript has a single exon. NCBI's taxonomy places the organism in Eukaryota, Fungi, Ascomycota, Pichiomycetes, Serinales, Debaryomycetaceae. Gene Ontology annotation, molecular function: oxidoreductase activity. The coding region runs from base 1 to 936 and encodes 311 amino acids.
AUGGACAAUUCUUACGACGUUAUUAUUAUAGGUGGAAGCGCUGCAGGGUUGGCCGCAACUUUAGCAAUCGCACGUACCAUGAAGACUGUGCUUUGUAUUGACUCCAAAGCACCAUGCAACAGAUUCUCCAACUACAUGCACAAUUUUAUAGGGCACGAUGGAGAUUCAUCAUUUGAAUUCAAGUCUCAGGCUAAAGAGAAUAUAAUGAAAUAUAAGACAGUUGAGUUGGUUGAAGGUGAAGUAAUUGAAGUUGCUAAGUCUGAAAACAGGUUUCAAAUUGCAGCAACCAUUUCCAACACCGAAAAGCAUUACACCGGAAAGAAGAUAAUAUUUGCGUCGGGUGUUAAUGAUUUGAUUAAUGAUGUCAAUAUAAAAAAUAUAGAGAAUUUUUGGGGUAAAUCUGCUUUGCAUUGUCCUUAUUGUCAUGGGUAUGAAGUUGCAAACAUGAAGACGGGACUCAUAUUCGAUAACUCUCGUUUAAUGGACAUGGCAACAAUGAUUUAUAAUUGGACCAAAAAUAUCACGGUAUUAACAAACGGCACUAAAAUAUCUUCUAUAUGUUCUGAAUCGCAGUUAAAUGAAUUAAAAAACAAAGACAUUGAGGUCAUAGAUAAGGUCAUAACAGAAUUUAUUGGUGAGUCAGGAAGAUUAAAGUCUGUAGUAUUUUCGGACGGUACUAGCAUUUCCUUGAGUUGCGUAUAUAUCCAUCCACCAUUUAAAUUGAACUGUGAAGAUAUUCUAAAUAAGUUGCAAGUACACAUUGAUACAACAAAGUUAAUCAAAGUGAAUCCAUUUCAAGAAACCAAUAUUAACGGUGUUUAUGCUUGCGGAGACUGUACUACUUUUUUCAGAACUGUGCCUAACGCUGUUAGUCAAGGAAAUAUUGCAGGUGCUUUUGCUUCAAAGAAUUUAUUUCAAGACUCGUGGAAUGAAUAA